AAUCACUCGCUCAACUUGUCUUCUGCUUAUGGUGCCACACCAACGUGCCUAGCUAGUAGUACCAAGAGAACCGAGAUCGAGCAAGAUCCAUGGAGCUGCUUCCUCUUCUCACGUGGCUCCUCCUCGCGCACGCCAUGGCGUACCUUGCCUGGACGGCCGCGGCGCGCCGCCGGCAGUCGCGGUGCUACCUCCUGGACUACGUCUGCCACAAGCCCCGUGACGACCGCAAGCUGUCGACGGAGACGGCCGGCGACGUGAUCCAGCGCAACGCGCGGCUCGGUCUGACCGACUACCGCUUCCUCCUCCGCGUCGUCGUCCGCUCCGGCAUCGGCGAGGAGACCUACGCCCCGCGCAGCAUCCUGGAGGGCCGCGAGGACACCCCGACCCUCAAGGACUCGCUGGAGGAGAUGGACGCCUUCCUCGACGAGGCCGUCGCCGAGCUGUUCGCCCGGACGGGGGUCUCUCCGGGCGACGUCGACGUGCUGGUCUUCAACGUCUCCAUGCUCUCCCCGUCCCCGUCGCUGUCGUCCCGGGUCGUGCGCCGGUACGGCCUCCGCGACGACGUCGCCGCGUACAACCUCGCGGGGAUGGGCUGCAGCGCGGGGCUCGUCGCGCUGGACCUCGCCCGGAACGCGCUCCGGGCGCGCCCCCGCCGCGCGUCGCUGGCGCUCGUGGUGUCGUCCGAGUCCAUCGCGCCCAACUGGUACUCCGGCACCGACAAGUCCAUGAUGCUCGCCAACUGCCUGUUCCGCUGCGGCGGCGCCGCGGCGCUGGUCACCAACGACCCGGCGCGCCGCGGGCGCGCCAAGAUGGAGCUCAGGUGCCUGGUGCGCGCGCACAUCGGCGCCAGCGACGACGCGCACGCGUGCGCGCUGCAGCGGGAGGACGGCGAGGGCCGCGUCGGGAUCAGCCUCAGCAAGGCGCUGCCCAAGGCCGCCGUGCGCGCCUUCGCCGUCAACCUGCGCCGCCUCGCGCCGCGCGUGCUCCCCGUCGCCGAGCUCGCGCGGUUCACCGCGCGACACCUCGCCCGGAGGCUCUUCUUCCAGUUCCCGCACAUGCUGCAGGGCUCGGGAAAGCAGCAGCAGAAGGGCGGCGGCGACGCGGCGGCAAAGAUCAACUUCAAGGCCGGGGUGGAGCACUUCUGCCUGCACCCCGGCGGGACGGCGGUGAUCGAGGCGGUGAAGCAGAGCCUGGGGCUGGAGGACGAGGACGUGGAGCCGGCGAGGAUGACGCUGCACCGGUGGGGGAACACGUCGGCGAGCAGCCUGUGGUACGUGCUGUCGUACAUGGAGGCCAAGGGGAGGCUCAAGGUCGGGGACAGGGUGCUCAUGGUCACCUUCGGGUCCGGCUUCAAGUGCAACAGCUGCGUGUGGGAGGUGACCGGCGACAUGGCCGACAGGGGAGCCUGGGCCGACUGCAUCGACGACUACCCGCCGGAGACGCUCGCCAACCCGUACAUGGACAAGUUCGGCUGGAUCAACGACGUCCAAGGCGACACCAUGAUGCUCUAACGCUACGGUUUUUACCAACACUUGGUACAGGUGGUUCCUGCAUGCUACUGCAUGAAACCGUAAGUGAGGACAACGGAAGCAGUAGAAGCAGGGUUGUUGUUUCGGUUUCCAAUGCGUACGAAAGUGUGUAUUUACCCCCACAACUGCACAACAUACGUGUAGUAGCCUGAGCCAGUAGUGUACCGUAUACUAUUCUUUUUUGUUAUUAUUUUCUACCGCAAAGGGGAAAAAAUACUUAUGUAAUUUUUUUUUAGAACAGAGGAUCAGAUCACCAUGUAUUAUUUUUUUUGUAUUAAUUAUUUAUGAUCU
Messenger RNA from Sorghum bicolor (sorghum), 1820 nucleotides. Its product is annotated as 3-ketoacyl-CoA synthase 12. The transcript has a single exon. Bases 90 to 1511 code for a protein of 473 amino acids. Lineage: Eukaryota; Viridiplantae; Streptophyta; Magnoliopsida; Poales; Poaceae. Gene Ontology annotation, molecular function: acyltransferase activity, transferring groups other than amino-acyl groups. The record is from RefSeq and is a predicted model, not a curated record. Gene Ontology annotation, cellular component: membrane. Gene Ontology annotation, biological process: fatty acid biosynthetic process.